AUUUCGUCAACACAAUAAGUUGAAGAAGCAUGGCUCUUCUUGCUGAACCUAAAAGAAAAGCUAAGUUCGGACUUGAUCCGCGGAAUACAAACUGGAGCAAUGGUAUUAUGAAGUACUUAUUUUAUUGUUAAAUAAUCCGCUAAAUUUAGGAUUAAAGUAUAUGUUAAUGUUGUAAACCUAAACGAAGAAAUGGUGUGCACCUCGCUGCUGACUUGCUAGACUGCCUAUACUAUCUAGAUACUUUGGUAAAAAAUGUAAACAUUUUGUAAAAAUAAACCAAUGGCACAGUUGAAUAGAGCUAAUUUUUUUUACAGAAUUAUAACACCAAAAUCAUAUUUUUAGCUGUUGUAGUUUUAAAGUUAUGAAUUUUUAAAGUACGACUUGGUUUGUCCUUUUUUAACAUUAACAUGGUAGUAGAUACUUUGGUCAAAAAUGUAAACAUUUUUAAAAAAUAAAUCAAUGGCACAGUUGAAUAGAGCUAAUUUUAAACAGAAUUAUAACACCAAAAUCAUAUUUUUAGCUGUUGUAGUUUUAAAGUUAUGAAUUUUUAAAGUACGACUUGGUUUGUCAUUUUUUAACAUGGACUGCAUCUCCACAUUCUGUGACCUCAAUCCACUGAUCGCGUCAUGCGCAAUGACUAUAUAGUUUAUAUAAGGCAACGCAUUCCCUAUCACUAAAAUACUGUUUAGGGUCGACUUAUUUUAAACUUUCAACUUUGGCACAUGAAUAAUUAAUAAAAGCUUUCCCUGACCAAUGGUUUAAUAGCUUUUGCACACGGCAAACUCUUAUGAAUGAAACUCUGAGAUAGUACUACGACGUAGCCGUUAUGCAAGUGGCUGUGAAUGGUUGCCAAUGACAACGUGUUGCACAGGGAAAAUUCUGAUCAUUUAUAAUAUGGACUCUGCAGGGUUUUUAAAGCUCAAAUUAAAACAUUUCCAGUUUAAAUGUCUUCAAAAUGCAUUCUGAAACACAAAAUAUAAAAUAUUUUGAUGUAUAUAGUGGUAAUAAUUAAAUAUUUCCUAAGUAUCGGCAACUUCCGCCAUUAAAAAGGGGGCGUGGCCCACGCCAUGUCGAAAUUAGGCUGAGCCACCUUAUGGUGAUAUGGGUCACUGUGACAAGUGUAACAAACGUGAGACACGACCUACAUCAAUGAAACUUGGCACAGAUAUAGAUCAAUAUCUAAUGCUCAUACAGAUUUAAUAAAAAAGGACCUUAUCUUAUUAUUUCACAAAAAAUUUUGUAUGCGAAGAUGCCUUAUAUAUACCAAAGAUUUUCAAAAUAAAGGUCGAUUGAAAAAAGCAAAAUAGCUGGCUAGAAAUGUAGGCCAAGAUGUCUUCCAAAUUAUAAGGCCGGAAACGGAACUCAAAUAUAUGUGGAAAGAACUAAUUUAAUAAUAAAUAGACACACACAUCGGAAAAUUAAAAACUCGGAUUUUUCGGCGCCGACAGCCAUUUCCGAUACAAAAAAAAUAGUAGUCUCCCUUGUUUCAUCGAAGUAUCUAAACAUGGACUGCAUCUCCACAUUCUGUGACCUCAUUCCGCCCAUCCCGUCAUGCACAAUGACUAUAUAGUUUAUAUAAGGCAACGCAUUCCCUUAUCACUAAAAUACUGUUUAGGGUCGACUUAUUUUAAACUUUCAACUUUGGCACAUGAAUAAUUAAUUAAAGCUUUCCCUGACCAAUGGUUUAAUAGCUUUUGCACACGGCAAACUCUUAUGAAUGAAACUCUGCGAUAGUACUACGAUAUAGCCGUUAUGCAAGUGGCUGUGAAUGGUUGCCAAUGACAACGUGUUGCACAGGGAAAAUUCUGAUCAUUUAUAAUAUGGACUCUACAGGGUUUUUAAAGCUCAAAUUAAAACAUUCCAAUUUAAAUGUCUUCAAAAUGCAUUCUGAAACACAAAAUAUAAAAUAUUUUGAUGUAUAUAGUGGUAAUAAUUAAAUAUUUCCUAAGUAUCGGCAACUUCCGCCAUUAAAAAGGGGGCGUGGCCCACGCCAUGUCGAAAUUAGGCUGAGCCACCUUAUGGUGAUAUGGGUCACUGUGACAAGUGUAACAAACGUGAGACAUGACCUACAUCAAUGAAACUUGGCACAGAUAUAGAUCAAUAUCUAAUGCUCAUACAGAUUUAAUCAAAAAGGACCUUAUCUUAUUAUUUCACAAAAAAUUUUGUAUGCGAAGAUGCCUUAUAUAUACCAAAGAUUUUCAAAAUAAAUUCGAUUGAAAAAAGCAAAAUAGCUGGCUAGAAAUGUAGGCCAAGAUGUCUUCCAAGUUAUAAGGCCGGAAACGGAACUCAAAUAUAUGUGGAAAGAACGAAUUUAAUAAUAAAUAGACACACACAUCGGAAAAUUAAAAACUCGGAUUUUUCGGCGCCGACUCCCAUUUCCGAUACACAGUGAUACACAAAAAGCAGUAGUCUCCCUUGUUUCAUCGAAGUAUCUACAUAUAGUAAUUUACAUUUCAAUUAUUUUGUAACCUCUCCUCCACUCUGACUCUAAAUACUAACCACUCAACUAUAGACUAUUGUUUAGAAUGAAAUCAUAUGCUGAGUAUAAGUCAUAAGUGUAAGAUAAGCGCUGUCACAGCAUGUAUACAACUUACAAGGCACUAUAUUAUCACUUUAAAAGUGUUCAAUCAUCGUCAUAAUAAAACUUGGGGCUGAUUUUGGGUUUAAAAUUAGCGGUAAGGCCGGCUGUAUUUUUGUCAUGGCGUCGCAACCCCCCCCCCCCCCCCCCCCCGUCAACUUCCAUACGUAAUAGUGCCGUAUAAUACUGAGUUAUCCAAUAUUUCCUAUGCUAUUGUCGCUAUUAAUGCAUUGAUGCCCAUUUCCAAUGCAAAUUAAGUAGUGGUUUCCAAAGUUUUUGCAUACGGUACCGGUACUUGGAUCUUGAACUAAUUAAAAGUAGGUACUUCGCUAAGCUGCGAGCACCGGUUGAUUUUUUGGAUGCGAGAAACAGACCAUUAACCGGCGACCGGAUUUUCACAGACUGAUUUUUUAAAAUUAUUUAAAUUGAUUGUUUUAGUGGCUAUCUGUUCAUUUCUUGCUACAAUGGAGCCAAGCUGUUCAGCAACAUACCACUCAGAUUUACUGAUAGUAAAGCCCUAGAAUAAUUUCAAUUUUAGUAAUUGCCAGUCAUAUUGAAAUCUGAUAAAACAAACAUUACUACCGUAUUCUAAUACUGAAGACCUGAUUGAGACAGUGUAUGGAGGAGAAUAAUUUUGAUUAAAACAGGUUGAAAUAUGUUUAAUGAUUAAUGUAUCACUUUCCUCCAGUAAAGGAGGCAUUGCCCUGUCCAAUGGGUAAAAAACAUUUAUUAGCAACAGGGAGAAGAUUUUCCAAAAAAGAACUACUGUCUAUUGAUUCUAAUCCUAAUGGUAGAAGCAUUGUUAUAAUAGCCAAUCGUCACACUGCUGGCACGUCAUCAAAAUCUGUGUACCAUAAUGUUGCCAACAUGUUCUAAUUUUUGUUUAACCUCUUUGUAAAACUAUUAACACAUUAAUCAAGUUGUCAUGUAAAAGUAAAUUUUAUGAUCCUACACUUAGUACCUUUUUUUAAACUUUAUUUGCAGAUGAUAAUAAAAUUGGCCAGCGGCUCAUGGAGAAAAUGGGAUGGGAAAAGGGGAAAGGUUUGGGUGCUAAUGAAGAUGGUAUGAAAGAACACAUUAAGGCCAGUUACAAAUCAGACAGCAGAGGUAAGUUCUGCUCAUGUGUUGUCAAUUACUGCAUUAAACUUUUAAAAUAUUUGUAUUAAUCAAGUCUGAAAAACAUUUUAAGCAAGCAUAACAAAAAAAUCAUUAUUAAAAACUAGCUUAAUUUUGAACAUGCUGGAGAUUUUUAAAUAAAUAUUUUUACAGCCUUAUUUUUUGUUCUGGUCAGGUCUUGGCUUUACUGCAAAGGAUGCAGAUGCAUGGAUCGCCCACCAGGAUGAUUUCAAUGAAUUACUGAAGACCUUGAAUUCACAAAGUGGACCAGAAGAGCCUAAAGAGAAAAUAAAAGAGGAGCAAAGGCCACCUGAUGGACAAAAAAGAUAGCAAGUGUUAAUCUCAGUCAAAUUUUAGUAUUUACCAGUCAUAAUUUUUGUAGAUUAGUAGUAAGAGGUUUUAGGGUUUUGUGACUUUAAGAAAGAAAGAUUUCCCAAUAUUUUCCAGAUACAACUCGAUAUUGAUGUCACCAUUUUCUUGUCAUGAUUCUUUGGGGAUUACAUAAGCGGUGACCUACAUAAGCUUAUUAUAAUUUUCAGAUUAAGCUAUUUAGUUCUACAUUGCUAGAAAAAAAAUAUCAGAUUUUCUUUGUACCAUUUAAAAGUAAUUAAAAUUAAACAGGAUAGUUUCAUAAAUGAAAGAUUUACAUUUUAAAACUUCAAAUUGUUGUGUGUGAGUAACCAGCUAAGUAAUUUGCUUCCGAUUUUCUCCAUUUGUUGUUUCAAUUUAUUCUUUGGCUGCAACCUGAAAAUUUAAUUUGAUUGCUUACAGCCUUCAAGUUCAAGGCCAACUUUCUUAUCUAAAUAAAUAUUUGUCUCUCCUUAGCCGUGGACGCUUUGCACGGGGGAGUGUGCAGACACUGAGGAGCGUUGAGGAUCUUGACUGCAUAUUUGGUAAACGGAAGAGCAAGACAAAUGUAUGUCUAAGAGUUUCUUAUCAUGAAGUUUUUUUUUUUAUUUAUUUAUUAAAUGUGUAUAUAAUAAAUGUUUACAGUCUAUUUUCACGCAGUUCAAAAUUAAAAUUUUUGUUACAAUUAAAUGUUGAGAAGAGGUAACAUGGGAUUACGAUGAUUUAUUUUAUUUAAAUCAUAUUUCGUUGAUCAGAGUAGCUCUACUAAGUCAUGAUCUCAGCUCAUAAUUCUCUGUUUGUGAGCAUGUUUUUUAUUCAGAUUUUCUUUCAUAGGAAAUGACUUUUCGUCUUUAUUUUCUGUGUUCAUACAGAAUGAUACUGAGGCUGAGGAGAAUAAGCAUGGACUUACCUCCGUCACAAGCACUUCGAGUGUUCAGGAGUAUUUUGCAAAGAAGAUGGCUGAGAUGAAGGCGAGGAAGGAAAGCUCCACUAAAAUAGACGAUGAUGAAGUAAACAUGGGCAGACAGUCCACAUCUGGGAAAGAAGCAUUGGAGAAAAGGGUACCACCAUUGUAUGGAAACGUUAUGUUCAGCUAUGACGAAAAUGAGGCAGACAAGGAGUGCGACAAUCCAGAAAAAGAUUCAGACACAAAACUUGACCGAGGUUGGUAUCAGGAGUGGCCAGGAGAAAACAAGCCGGAACAAGAGAGUGAAACAAGGAAGAAAAAGAAAAAAAGGAAAGAUAAAAAUCCCUCGAUAGAUUCAAAUGUAAUUGAAACUGAAGUGUGGAAAGAGUCGGUCGAGUCUGAAGAGGUGGUCACUGGGACCACUAAAAAAAUUAAAAAGUCAAAAAAACAUAAAAAGGAAAAUAUAGAUGUUGUCAAUUCAGAGGAGGGGCGAAAUAUUAAGAUAUCAAGCUCAGGUAUCAAUAAAUAUAAUGGCAAUGAUCAAGUAGGUGAACUUGCUGAGACGAGAGGAUGUUCCAAGAGCACUAAGAAAUCGAAAAAGAAUAAAAGCAUUGAAAGAGAUGAUCAGAACUCAUCAAAACUAAUAAAGGACAAAGAUAAUGACCUAGUUAAUGGUCUGGGGGUGAGUGAAUGUGAUGGAGGAGGGGGAAGCUGUGAUAUGGAGCAAACUGAUUUCAAAAAUUCUAAAAAGAAUAAGAAAGGAGUGCUUGACGGGGCAGAGAGCUCUGGAAAGCAAAACGAUGUGCAGGAUCCUGAGAGCACAGAAAAUAGGAAGAAGAUAAAAAGAAAGAGAGACCGUUCCAACGUGGCUGAUGGUGUCACUGAUGCAAACCAGGAUGCUGAUUCUGCAAGCAGAGAUCUAGAUGCUGAGAACGUGGAAAAGAAAAAAAAGAAAAAGGAUAAACAAAAUCAAACUUGUUUAGAAGAAAAACUGUUUGAUGAUUCGACAGCAGAUAAGGAAGCUGAAAAAAAGAAAAGCAAAAAGAGAAAACGCGAGGAUUCAGAAGUGAGCGAUGUGAAAGCUAAUUGCAUUAAGUCAGCUGUGGAUCAGAAAUGUGAAGCAGGUAAUCAGUCUGUGGAUCAGAAUGUUGAAAGUUCUGUUAUAACAAGGACUCUCGGGAUAGAUAAAAAGAAGAAAAAAUUGAAUCGUAAGAAAGUAGUAAAGGAAAAAAUCAAAAAGCAAAAGGCGGCUGAAAACAGCAUUUUUCCUGGCUCUAAUCUAUCAGACAUCAAUGGCUAUGCAAUGGCAAGGAGAGCUAACCAUUAUGUACACAUUGUAAAUAAACCUAACACAAAAAAGAGAAGUGCAAAAAAAGGGGGGUCAAAGUGAAAGACAAACAGGUUUUAAAGAGAAGUUAGUCGACAAAUUUGUCAGUUGUUGGAAAAAUGUGUCUCUUCAACUGACUGCUUAUAAAUGGCCAUCUGUUAGAGUUAGCGGUAGCAUUUCAGUGUUCUACAAUCCCAAGGAUUCUGAUUAGUGAGAAGUUAUAUCAAUUAGGCACACAGAGACUAAGAUCAGAAGUUGAAUGGUCUUGUUGAUUAGAUUUGAUCUGUUUGGACAACAUGGCAUGACAUACGUUUGGACAACAUGGCAUGACAUACACUAUGAUACACAGAAAUAAACAAAGAAAAGUCUGUACUUUGGUUUAAUUUUAAUAUUUUUGGUUUAAUUUUGAUAUUUAAUUAAGUUCACAAAGAACAAAUUUCAAU
Lymnaea stagnalis (great pond snail) is the source of this 6719-nucleotide messenger RNA. Lineage: Eukaryota; Metazoa; Mollusca; Gastropoda; Lymnaeidae. The record is from the annotation of a GenBank genome assembly.